Molecule: messenger RNA, 2316 nt
Organism: Eruca vesicaria subsp. sativa (arugula)
Lineage: Eukaryota; Viridiplantae; Streptophyta; Magnoliopsida; Brassicales; Brassicaceae
Source: the annotation of a GenBank genome assembly
AUGCGACUCCUUUUUCUGCUUGGAAUGAGGAAUUACAGAAUUUUUGUGGUGCUAACUCUGCUAAUAAUUCUCAAUGGGCAGAGCAGUUUCGUGGCACGAGCUGCUGCUGACAGAAAGGUUCAUAUAGUGUAUUUGGGUGAGAAGCAGCAUGAUAAUCCUGAAUUUGUCACAGAAUCUCACCAUCAGAUGUUGUGGUCACUUCUUGGAAGUAAAGAGGAUGCUCAUGAUUCUAUGGUGUACAGUUACCGACAUGGCUUCUCAGGUUUUGCAGCCAAGCUUACCAAGUCCCAAGCCAAGCAAAUAGCAGAUUUACCUGAAGUUGUUCAUGUCACACCUGAUACUUUCUACGAACUGACAACAACUCGGACUUGGGACUACUUAGGCCUUUCAGCAGCCACUCCGAAAAAUCUUCUAAAUGACAGUAAUAUGGGUGAAGAAGUUAUCAUUGGCGUUGUGGACACAGGAGUAUGGCCAGAGUCUGAAGUCUUUAACGAAAAUGGGAUUGGACCGGUUCCAAAACACUGGAAAGGAGGCUGUGAAUCAGGAGAGGAUUUUAACUCCUCUCACUGCAACAAAAAACUCAUAGGAGCCAAAUAUUUCAUGAGUGGGUUUCUUGCGGAGAACGAAAGCUUCAACGUGACAGAAUCACUAGACUAUAUUUCCCCUAGAGACUUUGAUGGUCAUGGCACACAUGUCGCCACCAUAGCAGGUGGUUCGGUCUUGCCCGGGAUAAGCUACAAGGGCCUAGCCGGAGGAACUGUGAGAGGUGGGGCCCCUCGUGCUCGUAUAGCAAUGUACAAAGCAUGUUGGGAUGAUUUUGGUGUGACUUGUUCAUCAGCUGACAUCUUGAAAGCUAUGGAUGAAGCUGUACAUGAUGGUGUUGAUGUUUUGUCCCUGUCUCUUGGCUAUCGAGUUCCUUACUUCCCAGAGACUGAUGUCCGCGAUCCGAUAGCUACAGGGGCUUUCCAUGCCAUUUUAAAGGGUAUCACAGUUGUUUGUUCAGGUGGUAACUCUGGCCCAGCGGCUCAGACUGUGGGAAACGUGGCUCCUUGGAUCUUGACAGUGGCUGCAACUACUUUAGACCGGUCCUUCCCCACGCCUCUUACACUUGGGAAUAAUAAAGUCAUCCUGGGUCAAGCAAUGUACACAGGUCCAGAAAUUGGUUUCACUAGCUUGGUUUACCCAGAUGAUUCAGAGAACAGCAGCGAAACUUUGUCUGAUCAAGUGAGGGGAAAAGUUGCGUUGUUCUUUACAACAUCAAAACGUUCAAGCGCUGUAUUAAGCGAUGCAGGCAGUGUGAAAAGAGCUGGUGGUGUUGGUGUAAUUGUCGCAAAAAACCCAGGACACACUCUCUCACCGUGUGUAGAUGAUUUCCCUUGUGUUGCUGUUGACUACGAGCUGGGGACAAAUAUACUUCUCUACAUACGUUCCAGUGGAUCGCCUGUUGUGAAGAUUCAACCUUCUAAAACACUCAUUGGACAACCAGUUGGUACAAAGGUGGCAGAGUUCUCAUCAAGAGGACCUAAUUCAAUUGCCCCUGCCAUCCUUAAACCAGAUAUAGCAGCACCAGGAGUGAACAUAUUAGCAGCUACAAACACCAACACCACUUUCAACGACCGAGGAUUCAUUAUGAUGUCAGGAACAUCAAUGGCGGCUCCUGCCAUUUCAGGUGUUGUUGCACUUCUCAAAUCGACACACCGUGAUUGGUCUCCUGCUGCCAUUAGAUCAGCCAUUGUCACCACAGCUUGGAGAACAGAUCCAUCUGGAGAACCGAUUUUCGCAGAAGGGUCACCCCGGAAGCUAGCUGAUCCGUUUGACUAUGGUGGAGGUCUUGUGAAUCCAGAGAAAGCAGCAAAACCAGGUCUUGUCUAUGACUUGGGCCUUGAAGACUAUGUUCUCUACAUGUGCUCUGUUGGUUACAACGAGUCAUCAAUCUCUCAGCUUGUCGGUAAAGGAACAGUCUGCUCGAAUCCCUUACCUUCCGUUCUUGAUUUCAACUUGCCUUCCAUCACAAUCCCAAACCUCAAAGAUGAAGUUACUCUCACUAGAACCCUCACUAAUGUUGGACCACUCAACUCCGUCUAUAAAGUAGCGGUUGAGCCACCAUUGGGAGUUCAAUUGACUGUGACACCAGAAACGCUAGUGUUCAACUCGACCAACCAAAAGGUCUCUUUCAAAGUGAGCGUCUCGACCACACACAAAAUCAACACAGGCUACUACUUUGGGAGCUUGACUUGGAGUGACUAUGUGCAUAACGUUACAAUUCCUUUGUCUGUGAGGACCCAGAUCCUUCAGAACUACUAUGAUGAGAAUUAA